AUGUUCUCUCGAAUUGCUGCAAGAAACUUCUCAUCUUCUGCUGCCAACGCUUACAAGGUUUCUAUCCUGGGUGCUGCCGGUGGUAUUGGUCAACCUUUGUCCUUGUUGCUGAAGUUAAACGGUAAGGUGACCGAUUUGUCCUUGUACGAUUUGAAAUUGGCCAAAGGGGUUGCUGCCGACUUGUCCCAUAUCCCAACAAAAUCGGUCGUCCAUGGUUUCACUCUUGCAGACGAUGGUUUGUCCAGGGCUUUGCAGAAUGCAGAUGUCGUCUUGAUCCCUGCUGGUGUCCCAAGAAAGCCCGGCAUGACUAGAGAUGACUUGUUCAACACAAAUGCCUCUAUUGUCAAGGGUUUGGCCGAGGCUUGCGCUGAGAAUUGUCCUUCAGCUGCUAUCUGUGUUAUCUCCAACCCUGUCAACUCCACUGUUCCAAUAGUUAGAGAGGUGCUCAAGAGAAAAGGUGUGUUCAACCCUCAAAAGCUUUUUGGUGUGACCACUUUGGACACUUUGAGAGCCAAUAGAUUCAUCUCAGAGAUCGUUGGUUCCGACCCAGCUCGUGAGGAUGUUUCUGUCGUUGGUGGUCACUCGGGUGUCACCAUUGUCCCGUUGAUCUCUCAAACCCAGUACUCUGACACUAUUCCAAAGGAGAAGGCCGAUGCUUUGAUUCAAAGAAUCCAACACGGUGGUGAUGAGGUCGUUAAGGCCAAAGACGGCGCAGGCUCUGCUACUUUGUCUAUGGCACAGGCUGGUGCCAGAUUCGCCGGCUCUGUUUUAUCUGGUUUGGCUGGAGAACAGGAUGUUCUAGAGGCCACCUACAUUGACUCUCCUUUAUUCAAGGACGAAGGCAUUGAAUUCUUUGCUUCUAGGGUUACUUUGGGCCCUCAGGGUGUCAAAGAGAUUCACGGUUUGGGCUUGUUGUCCGUUGCUGAAGAGGACAUGAUUGCCACUGCUAAGGAAACUUUGAGGAAGAACAUUAAGAAGGGUAUUGACUUCGUCAAGGCCAAUGCAUAA
Messenger RNA from Brettanomyces nanus, 1008 nucleotides. It is a transcript of the gene MDH1, whose product is annotated as Malate dehydrogenase, cytoplasmic. Gene Ontology annotation, cellular component: mitochondrion; cytoplasm. NCBI's taxonomy places the organism in Eukaryota, Fungi, Ascomycota, Pichiomycetes, Pichiales, Pichiaceae. The record is from RefSeq and is a predicted model, not a curated record. The transcript has a single exon. The coding region runs from base 1 to 1008 and encodes 335 amino acids. Gene Ontology annotation, molecular function: L-malate dehydrogenase (NAD+) activity. Gene Ontology annotation, biological process: tricarboxylic acid cycle; malate metabolic process.